Messenger RNA from Sitophilus oryzae (rice weevil), 5304 nucleotides. RefSeq names its product band 3 anion transport protein (gene Ae2). NCBI's taxonomy places the organism in Eukaryota, Metazoa, Arthropoda, Insecta, Coleoptera, Curculionidae. Bases 672 to 4400 code for a protein of 1242 amino acids. Gene Ontology annotation, biological process: bicarbonate transport; transmembrane transport; monoatomic anion transport. Gene Ontology annotation, molecular function: monoatomic anion transmembrane transporter activity; solute:inorganic anion antiporter activity. The record is from RefSeq and is a predicted model, not a curated record. The transcript has 18 exons. Gene Ontology annotation, cellular component: plasma membrane.
CGGCCCAGCAGGCGGGCGGGUUCAGUUAAAAGAUUUGUUUAGUUAUUCGCGGUAGUUUCACGGUGACGGUUGACCGCGAAAUCGUCACAGCCGGCGAAGCGUUGUGAGUCCCGCACGCCAGAUCCGAUGCCCAUCGAUUUCUCCACCUCGCCUCUGUUUUUCUGGAUUAGGAGUAGAAGAACCUAAUAAGACGGGUACCGCCAGAGGACUCACGCCCUCUCGUACGGUCAGGGUGCGCCGGACGGUCGUCGAGACGACGUCAUUGACGUACCCCAUGUUCUUUCAGAUGCUCUUCGCCAUCACCAGAUUGGGAAGAUCACCGAGGAAAAAAAUCUUCAUCCAGGCGACGUAAAUCGACGUAACAGCGACGAAGAACGCUUAAAAGACGUUAAAACGACGUACCGUAUACGUCAUUGUGAUUUUUAAAGUUAUAGGGCAUUAAAGAGCGUAUUAAAGACAUUAAUCGGUAUAGUUGAAGAGAGAAUAUUUAGUGUACUAACGUAAAAAUUACGUAUAUAAGACGAGUAUCUACGUAUUUUAAUACUUAAGUGGAUUUGUGACUAAGUGUAUAAACUGUCUAAUUUGUGCGUUUGUUUUUAACGCGAUAAAUAAAAACUUGAAAUAACAAUCAUCUUAUUUUGGUUUAUUUGUUCAUUUUUCUAAUUGAAAAAAUGAGUAGUACGGACAAGAAUAACUUGAGGAAGCUGUCAUUCUUGGGUUUCAUCUCAAAUAAGAAUAAUGGCUGUGCUGGAGGAGAUUCCGAGGUCCAGCUUGACGAAGAAUGUGCCAAAGUCUUCGCCAUGGACUCUGUCGUGUCCACGGUCUUUGAUUUUCACGACAAGGAAGUCCACAUCAAACCUAAAUUUGACGAAAAAGACUACCAGCAACACAAACAAAAGGGGUACCCCCACAUGCACGCCCCUCUCAAAAAGACUUCGAAAUUGAUGAAACGUCGCACCCUGUCCCAAGAUUCAUCCUCCCCCCAAGGCACGCCCGUACUCAGCCCCAAAGACUCUGAAACAACCACCCCCCAAACAGAAAGAGCAGCGACACUCAGUCCUUUGAGCAGCAUCCGUUCCAAGAUCGAAGACUCGGAAACGGGUCCGCUGAACUCGCCCGUUUUCCAGGAGGACGAGGACCCGGGAAAUCAGAGCUCCGACUCGGAAUGCGUUGUUUCCGAUCCGUGCAACUACCACCUGAAGGACGAGGCCGAUGACGAGGAGGAGAAGGAGAACGAGCCCGAUAAGAAAGUGUCGUUCCUGAACAGCGAGAACUGGGAUACUUUCGAUCCGGACGGACUGAAAAAGAAAAGAACACAUUACAGUGGACAGAGGAAACUUUCUCUUCCUGUUGAAGGAACAGGAAAGAAACGUCACCAUCACCAUCAUCAUCACGAUAAGGACAAGGACGGGCCACCGGAAGGUUUCCAGAAAGAGAUGAGAAGAGUAUCAACCCAACCAGAAGAUGAAGAACUGAAAGGUACAGAUAGAGAUCAUCUAGAUAGUCACAGGUCCGACGAUCCUAGAGCCUUCCGCAGACACAAGACUUCCAUAAUGCACAUCGGCAAAGGGGCUGAAUUGCACCCUUUCCUGAAGAAGCUGUACGAUCACAGUCCUCAUGCUAUAUUCGUAGAACUCAGCGAACUUCUGCAAACAGAAACAGAUUCGAGCGAGAAAGAAUGGAAAGAAACCGCCAGAUGGAUCAAAUACGAGGAGGAUGUUGAAGAAGGUGUGGACAGAUGGGGAAAACCACACGUAGCCUCCCUCAGUUUCCAUUCGUUACUCAAUCUAAGAAAAUGUCUAGAAAACGGGAUUGUUGUACUGGACCUCGAAGAACGCGACCUCCCUGCCAUCGGUUACAGAGUGUCCGAAGAAUUAUUCAGGGAAGAUCUUAUCAGAGAGGAGGACAAAAGUCAACUGAUGCGAGUUCUACUCUUACGUCAUCGACACGUGAACGAUCACCAAGAAAGAAGAUUUGGUUUUACCAAGAACAAGUACAGCUACACAUCACUACAGAGCCUCCACGACACGGAAAAACGCAAAAUCAGCUUCCCGGAGACCACCAUCCACUUGAAGAACGGCGAUGCCGAACACAAGCUACUCAACAACGAUACCCACACUGUCGACAUAAAGGAAGAGGCCUAUUCCACGUCGAAUGAGGACAUUAGGAGGGCAUACAAUGAGGCUAUCAGGAAGAGAAUACCGCCAGAGGCCCAAGGGGCCAGUGUUCUGGCAGGAGAGGUGGACUUCCUGGAACAACCGGCUAUAGCUUUUGUCAGGCUGGCUGAAGCGGUUGUCAUUCCAUCGCUGAUCGAAGUUAAUAUUCCUGUUAGGUUUAUUUUUAUUUUGUUGGGACCGAAGAGAGCCACCAUAGACUAUCAUGAGGUGGGUCGUUCCAUAUCAACACUAAUGGCGAACCAGCAGUUCCACAAUAUCGCGUAUAAAACUGAAUCCAGAAAUGAACUGUUGUCGGCCAUCAACGAAUUUUUGGACGACAGUAUAGUACUACCGCCCGGAGACUGGGAAAGACAGGCCUUGCUACCCAUAGAGGAACUAAAAGCCAAAAGCGACGCUAUUAAGCGAAGGAAACAAAAUGCUUUGAAGAAAGCUCAGGAAGCACAAGGUCUAACCAAACCCCUACUCUCUCUAGACGGAGGCGACAAGAAACCCCCCUUCGGCGACCCCCUGGAACGCACCAACCGUCCCUGGGGCGGCCUCAUCAACGACCUCCGCCGCCGCUACCCCCACUACAAAUCCGACAUCCUGGACGGCCUCAACGCCCAAUGUGCCGCAGCCGCCAUCUUCAUGUACUUUGCAGCCGUCAGCGGUGCCAUAGCCUUCGGAGGCCUGGCAGGCAUGAAAACCGAGAACCAAAUGGGUAUUAGCGAGAACCUGCUGUUCACCAGCAUCGCAGGGAUCAUUUUUGCCAUUUUCUGCGGUCAGCCGUUGAUUAUAGUUGGGACUACUGGUCCUUUGAUCAUAUUCGACGAGAGUCUGUUCCAGUUCUGUCAGGCGCAAGGGAUAGAGUUCUUGACAGUGAGAUUAUACAUAAGUCUUUGGUUGGCUGUGAUAGGGGUUGUGGUGGCUGCGUUCGAGGGGAGUGUUCUGGUGAAGUUGUUCACCAGGUUCACGGAGGACGUGUUUUCUGCGCUGAUUGUCUUCCUUUAUAUCAUCGAGAGUAUUCAGAAGGUGUGUUCCGUGUACGACAGGCAUCCGAUUAUGGGCAAUUACUGCGAGUAUGAGGUCACGUCUUUCAGAAACAUCUCCGGUACAAACGACUCAUUUGCUGCAAAUUCCAACUUGACAGAAGGAAUAAUUGAAGUGACUCAAUACGAAAAAGUUCCAACCAUAGAUCCGAACGGAAUCGUCAUCAAUCAACCCAACACUGCUUUGUUUUGCACCAUACUGACACUGGGAACCUUUACCAUAGCUUAUUACCUAAAGAUAUUCAGAAACAGUCACUUUUUGGGACGAUCCGCUAGAAGAGCUUUGGGUGAUUUCGGCGUACCCAUCGCUAUAAUAAUAAUGGUGUUCUUCGAUUUCAUGGUACCCCAAAUAUACACCGAAAAACUCAACGUACCAGAGGGUCUCUCGCCAUCUAGACCGGAUUACAGAGGCUGGUUUAUCCCUCCGGGUGGUUUAUACAACCCUUUGCCCACGUGGGUGAUAUUUGCUUCGGCCGUACCCGCGAUGUUGGUCUACAUUUUAAUUUUUAUGGAGACUCAUAUUUGCGAGUUAAUUUUGGGCAAAAAAGAGCGCAAACUCCAAAAAGGAGGAGGUUUCCACUUGGACAUUGUUAUCCUGUGCAUCACCAACGUAAUGGCCGGAUUUUUCGGCCUACCCUGGAUGUGCGCCGCCACUGUGCGCAGCAUAGCGCACACCAAUGCGCUGACCAUCAUGUCCAGGACGCACGCCCCUGGCGAAAAACCCCAUUUAAUCGAAGUGAAAGAACAACGCUUGUCCAGUUUGGUCGUUGCCAUUUUAGUUGGUCUUUCAGUAUUUAUGUCUCCUCUGCUUCGUCUAAUGCCCAUGGCGGUUUUGUUCGGAAUCUUCUUAUACAUGGGAGUCGCAUCUACCGAUGGUAUUCAGCUUUUUGACAGACUGCGACUGUACUUUAUGCCGGUAAAACACCAUCCGCAAGCUUCUUACGUCAGAAAGGUCCGUACCGCAAAAAUGCACCUAUUCACCUUCGUCCAGUUGACGUGUCUCAUCGUUCUGUGGGUGGUGAAAUCAACCAAGGCCUCGCUUGCGUUCCCCUUCUGUCUAAUUCUUAUGGUACCACUCAGAGGACAGCUCAGCCGGAUAUUUUCUCAGAGAGAACUCAGAGCGUUGGACGGAGAUCAAGCAGAUGUGGAUGAAGACGAACCCGACUUCUAUGCGGAAGCACCACUUCCUGGUUAAACACACUUAAUUUUUCACUUAAUUUUUAUUAUAAUCCUCAAUUUGUUAAUCGUUUUUGACUAUUUUUAUAUUGUUUUUGUCAUUUUUAUUAGUUUAGUAUAUUGUGAAAAGGAAAAGUGAUCGAAACAGCCAUGUAAAUAUGUAUUCUCUUUAAACAUUCUGUCAUGUAUACCGACAGCAAAUUAACUCUAAUAUCGAUAAUCAGUAAGUAAAUAAGGUCUGUUAUUUGUAUAUACAGAGAGAGCGGUGCAGUUUUUGUAGCAGGACAUAAUAGAUUUGUUCCAACAUAGCAGAGAAGCAUUCUUGGUAUGGAGGCUUAUGCGCAGUAGUAAUCAAAAGAACCUGCGUAUUAAGACUGUUUAUCAGCCGAUUAAUGUUUUUCUUUUAAUUUCUUUGGCUAUUUUCUGUUUUUAAUUUGCUUAUUUCUCAAGUUUUGUUUCAAUUCUCUCAGUACUUUUAAAACGAAAUUUGUUGUUUUUAAACAUUAUUAAUUUUUUUUCUUAAAAUAUGUUUUUUCAAUGCCAAUGUCGAGGCCAAUGUUAACUUCAUGCUUAAAAACUACCCUCUCUAUAUAGCACUUCAUAAAAUUAUAAAUAUUAUAAUUAUUAAUAUUUCACUAAUCUUGAAACUUAUUUAUCUGAUUAUAUUUAAUAUAUACAAUAUGUCCCUGAAUUAUCUGUACUAGAGGAAAAACUUUUUAUUAUUAGGUAAUUUAUCAUAAUCACUAAAUUCUUCAUACAUAAAGUUUAGAUCUUACCACAAAUCUUACUUUAGAAUUAAAACAAAGUACUUAAUAAAUGUAUUGAUUAUAAUUCUAUACAGGGUGGGUCUUAAAUAAGUGCAAAUAUUUUUCGGGGUAGUAUAUUUCCACCCCAGAAACAUGUUUAUGUUUUUUUCGCGAAAA